Pararge aegeria (speckled wood butterfly) is the source of this 1390-nucleotide messenger RNA. Its product is annotated as broad-complex core protein-like. Gene Ontology annotation, cellular component: nucleus. Bases 32 to 1390 code for a protein of 452 amino acids. NCBI's taxonomy places the organism in Eukaryota, Metazoa, Arthropoda, Insecta, Lepidoptera, Nymphalidae. Gene Ontology annotation, biological process: regulation of transcription by RNA polymerase II. Gene Ontology annotation, molecular function: protein binding. The transcript has 6 exons. The record is from RefSeq and is a predicted model, not a curated record.
UCGAUAAUCGGUGGGAAACGAAACAGACAAGAUGGUGGACUCACAACACUUUUGCCUGCGGUGGAACAACUACCAGAGCAGCAUCACCAGCGCAUUCGAGAACCUUCGGGACGAUGAAGACUUCGUAGACGUCACCCUGGCCUGUGACGGAAAGAGUUUAAAAGCACACAGGGUCGUCCUAUCAGCAUGCAGUCCUUACUUCCGGGAACUACUAAAAUCAACGCCGUGCAAACACCCGGUGAUCGUACUCCAGAACGUGGCGUUCACGGACCUGAACGCGCUGGUAGAGUUCAUCUACCACGGCGAGGUCAACGUGCACCAGCGCAGCCUGUCCUCCUUCCUCAAGACGGCCGAGGUGCUCCGCGUGUCCGGCCUGACCCAAAAUGAUGACGCGCAGGGGCCGUUGGUGCAAAGCAUCGCCCGCGCUGCCGCCGCAGCGGCGUCAUCCCCUCACACUCCCCCCCACCCCGCACACACCCCCCACACUCCACAUACGCCCAGCUAUACCGAGAAACUCGAGGAAGCUCUCCUGCAUCCCCCCUCAAUAAUGCGCCGUAUCGCCCUGCCCACGCGCCGCAUGUCCCGCUCGGCGGACAACUCCCCUGACGUCAUCAAACGCGUGCGCCACGACAACAACAACGACCAGCCGCAGAUCCACGACUUCUCCACAAAGAACCACUCGAUGAUAAACAACACGCGCGCUCACGAACAAGGCAAUGGGAACGGGAUCUCGAAUUCCAGCUCGUCACCGUCUCCACGGCUGAUGGACGAAGUGAAGAACGAGCCGCUUGACAUGAUCUGCCAGUCCAACGCGGACAUCGACAGGAGCACAGACGACACGCCGCCACAUUCCCACCACAGACCACUUGGAUGCGGCCCGCCUUCCCGCGCGAGCUCCGCCGAAGCAGACGACCGCACACCGCCACCGCAUCUGCAACCCUCGCCGUUCAUAUCGCCCGCCGACUCCAAGCUCUUCGUGCCAUCACAGCAUAACUACAACUACAGCAUGACGGCGCUCUCUGAUCCUUCACUUUCCGGUCUGCAGAGUCCGCUGGCUCCAGACGGCAUGGCGAGCACAUCUCAAGUGGGCCCCUUGGGGGCGGGUCACCGAUGCGAGGUGUGCGGCAAGCUGCUGUCCACGCGCCUCACGCUCAAGCGGCACACGGAGCAGCAGCACCUGCAGCCGCUGCACUCGGCGCGCUGCGGCCUGUGCCACAAGGUGUUCCGCACGCUCAACUCGCUCAACAACCACAAGAGCAUCUACCACCGCCGCCAGCGCGGCCUGCCGCAGCCGCCCGCCCCGCCGCUGGCGCCGCCGCCCGUCGACGCCAAGCCGCACCAGGCCCACGCCAUCGACUUCUACAAGUUCAAGGACCAGUUCAACGUCUAA